CUUGGAGAGAUGCCCAUAUAUAGUAACACAGAAGUCAUGAGUGCUAUGGAUUUUUCGGUGUUGGAAAUAAUGGAAAUUAUUUUCACAUAGCCUUUAUAUAAUUAGUAGAACUGAGCAUGAAUGUUUGUGGUGUCACUGGAGGUGUUUUUCACAGCAGAGAGGUUAGGUCUCUGAUAAUAACAAACCUUCAUUGGGAGGAGAAACAGAAGUGUCUGGAAGGAGUUUUCUGAUCUGCAAGCAGUGAGUACAGAAAAAGAUAUGCAAUACCUUAAAAGGUGGAACAAGGAACUGUGCUCCUUUAAACUUCAAGGCAUAUUAAAGAGUGAGAUAUUCAGAAAAAGAGCGAUCAUAUUCGCAUGUAUUUUCAUGUCAUUAAUCUUCGUGGUAAGUCGACAACACGAAUACUUUGUUAUAUUACUCUUUCCUGAUGGUUAUAAAGUGGAAAGCACCUCUACCCUGUUAAGUUCAUCAUUUCCAGCUACAAGGUACCCUCUUGGUUUGGUUUACCCCUAUAAUUAUUCUUUUAUUCUCAAUGAACCAGAAAACUGCAGACAUAAACUUCCAUUUUUACUGCUUCUGAUCUUAUCGCGGCCCAGUGAAGUUAUAAAUCGAUAUAUAAUUCGAAAGACUUGGGGAAAUGAAAGCUUGGUACCAGGAGUUUCCAUUACGAGGUUGUUUUUAGUUGGGGUUCCUCCACAGCUUACAGAUUCUUACCAACAUCAAUUGGAAGAGGAAAGUGCAACAUUUCAUGACAUCAUUCAACAAGACUUUGUGGAUACUUAUGUCAAUCUGACCAUCAAAACAAUGAUGGCAAUGCAGUGGGUGAGCAUGUUUUGCCCAAAUGUGUCUUAUGUCAUGAAAGUCGAUAGUGAUGUUUUCCUAAAUACCAAACACUUAGUCAAGUUCCUUCAUCCUGAAAUGCCACUGAAAACUAACUAUUUUGCUGGUUACAAAGUAUUAAAUGCAAAGCCAGUUCGAAUUAAGAAGCGCAAAUUUUAUGUUCCUUUAGAGCUUUAUGAACUAGACUAUUAUCCUCCAUAUUGCUUAGGGCAAGCGUAUGCAUUCUCAGGAGACCUUGCAAAGAAGAUUUAUAAUAUUGCUCAAACUAUCAGAGCAUUCAACAUGGAGGAUGCAUUUGUGGGGCUUUGUCUAAAGACAUUAGGAAUCAACAUUUCAAAUACGCCACACUACUUGUUUCGAAUAGAGAAAAUCAACUAUGACAAGUGUCUUUUCCAGAAGCUAAUCUUUGUUCACAGAUUUCCAAUAGAUGAGCUUCAACAAGUCUGGCCAGACUUUAUGACAGCCAGUGACACAUGCUCAAAACACAGAACAUAAUUUGUAGAAUGAUAAAUAAUAGAAGAAUACUGAACCAAUGACAUGUUACUGUGUCGCAUAAGCAUCACAGGGCUUUUCUCUAAAGCUAAUCCACAAGAAAUCCACUAGACCGCUGAUAUCCUCUGUACAAAAAGAUUUUAUUCAGAUAAAACGCUUGUUUAAAAACGCUUUUCGUCCUACAGAAUCGUUGGACUUCUUCAGACAAAAGAAAAACGUUUGAUACCAUUCAAAUCACAUUUAAAUAACCUCCGUCAUGUCACUUGGUUUUCUGCCUGUCGGACGAAAAGCGUUUGUAAACAAGCGUUUUAUCUGAAUAAAAUCUUUUUGUACAGAACUCAGCAGUCUAGCGGAUUUCUUGCGCAUUAGUUGGUGUCCGAAUAUCGUGUUUUCUCUAAAGCUGCCCCAGAACGCUGAUGUUUCUAAAUGCCAUUUCAUCUCGAAAAUAUCAAUACAUGAUGGUAUGCAGCACAAAUAAGUUUGUUACAGGAAACCACUGAUACAUUUGUUUAACAAAGUCAACAAAACAAAUACACUUUUUAUGCAAGCAGCAAAUGUCUCUACUGAAAGUUUUAAUUUUAAUUUGCCUCAGUGACCAACAUUUGUUAUUUUUGUAGUACAGACCUAUAGACAUGCCAGUCCAUGAUAGUGUGGAACCUUGUACAGUAACUACAUGGCAGAAAGCCCAAUAUAUAAGUGUCAGACCUUGAUGCUCUUGGUUGUUUAGCAACUUAAAAAAGAUGAAAACAUGCUGUUGAGAAAUUGUUUUAAGUGCUUUACUAUCUAAUCAAUUAACAAAUGACUUAGUUUAUGAAAAAAACAAAACAAAAAAUUGAAAGAAUAAAAGACCUUUUCUAUUAGUUAGAAUUAUUGUAUCUGUUUUCCACACAAAAGUAUAGAUAGUAAUACUAAAGCCAUAUAUUGUACGUAUGCUAUCCUUCCAAUUUCAGCAUUCUGAGUCCAGGGCAUGGGUGGGCACACAACUAGUUGUUAUCUGGUAGGCAGCAUAAAAAAUAACAUUGUGUAAUAAUGACAUCCACUAGUGUAUAUUCCUUAAUAUUUUGUUCCCUCCCUGUCCUUCCAUCGUGGUUGACUUACCUCCGAUAUUAAUAUGCCUAAUGGCCUCAUGUCGUUCUUCAUCUUGGGGACCCUGGUGGGUGUGCCAGUGUUAUAUACCGAGAUAAAAAAAAAUGUCCUUUUUUAAAUCCCUGAAUUAGUUAAAAGUCCAUUAUUAUUAUUUCUGUAGUCCAUCACUCCAUCAAUGACACUGGAGAUAGACAGCUCUUAGUAUCAUUGUCCUAAUCUUAAGAAGUGACCAUAGUCCUAAAAGUAGUCCGUUCUUGAAAUGCACCCCUCAGCAUAUUUUCCUCUCUACAAAAUCCAUAUAUCAGUUUUGUGCACUCUGUCUGACCCCCUCACAUCAGAACUCUUUUAAAAGUGAAACUUCAUAACCAAAUUUUUUUUUUUUAAUAUAGGCAUAUACUAGCUCACUGACUUAUUAAUAGGGUAAAUAAGCUAUUUUUCCACUGGCAGUUUUCAGGCAUGAACCUGACUAUAACUGUAAAACCAAAUGCAAUACUUAGACAGUUUCAAUUAGUUGACCAGCAUAUUCUGGAAAGUGGGCUGAAAGUAGAGAAACUCUGACUGACAUAGGAAGAACAUGAGAACACCUCACACUGUAAUCCAGAGGUCAGAACUGAACCACAGACCCUGGGAGGUAGCAUAUUUAACCAAUGAGACAUCCUAGUGCCUUGAAGUAUUUUACAGGACUUUCAAGAAAUAACUAUUAACAAUCAUUUUUGAGAUGAAAUUUUUAAUGUGGCCAAAAUAUCCACUUUGAAUGUAUUCCUAUAUGGUGUGAGGUUUAUGCUUUCUAAUUAUUAUCUGUCUUUUUAUUAUAUGGUUACUAUGCAGUAUUUAAUUUUUUUAAUUAUCAGUUAUCAUAUUGUGAGGUUUUUGUCUUUUGCAUAUAUUUGUAUUCCUUUUCCCCUCCAUGUUCAUAGAGGGUAAACAGAAUGUAAAUAAAUAAUUAAGUAAAUAAAAUUUUGUGAACAAAGCUAUUGCUAUUAC
Protopterus annectens (West African lungfish) is the source of this 3402-nucleotide messenger RNA. RefSeq names its product beta-1,3-galactosyltransferase 2-like. The transcript has 2 exons. The record is from RefSeq and is a predicted model, not a curated record. Gene Ontology annotation, cellular component: membrane. Gene Ontology annotation, molecular function: N-acetyl-beta-D-glucosaminide beta-(1,3)-galactosyltransferase activity. Lineage: Eukaryota; Metazoa; Chordata; Ceratodontiformes; Protopteridae. The coding region runs from base 259 to 1335 and encodes 358 amino acids.